Molecule: messenger RNA, 1228 nt
Organism: Rhagoletis zephyria (snowberry fruit fly)
Lineage: Eukaryota; Metazoa; Arthropoda; Insecta; Diptera; Tephritidae
Source: RefSeq, a predicted model, not a curated record
GAUAAUUGACGGCAACAACAUUUACGGAACUUCAAAAGAGAAUGAACAGAAGCUUCGUGCUUUUGCUGGUGGACGCAUGAAGACGUCGACCAUCAACGGGGAAGACUUUCUGCCGACUAAUGCCAAUGACACUGGCUGUCAGCUGCCGAAGAACUCGGAGAGAAAGUGCUUCAUGGCGGGUGAUGGCCGUGUAAAUGAGGUGCUUGAUCUGUCUGUCAUUCACAAUGUGUUUCUGAGAGAGCACAAUCGUAUUGCAGGCGAUUUGCUGCGGCUCAAUCCGCAGUGGAAUGACGAACUGACGUACCAGGAAACGAAGAGAAUAGUCAUCGCUGAGAUGCAACAUAUCAUCUACAAUGAGUUCCUUCCGCUACUCCUUGGCCCCAAAGCGUACAACCAUUUUGAAUUGGGUCUUGUCAACGAUUUCACAGACACAUACAAUCCCAAUGUUGAUCCAACAAUACUGAAUGAGUUUGCAACUGCAGCCUAUCGAUUGCACUCGCUUGUUGCUGGAACUCUGAACAUUCGCAACUCACGCAACCGUCUUGUUGGCAAAGUAGCCUUGCGUGACCAGUUUAAUAAUCCAGGCAUUCUUUAUGAGCGUGGUGGGUUUGAGAUGCGAAUCGAUGGACUUACGGGUCAAACAAUUCAAAAGUUCGAUAACUUUUUUAGCCGUGAAUUGACAAACCAUCUUUUUCAAAUUCCUGGCAAACGUUUUGGCCUUGAUUUGGUUGCAUUGAACAUUCAACGUGGACGAGACCAUGGCAUUCCCGGCUACGUUAAAUACCGUGAUCUGUGCGGCCUCUCACCGGUGAAGUCAUUUGCCGAUCUGAAGCGAAUCUUCUCCAAUUACCAGGUGCCCGAUGUGAUGUCGCAGCUGUACCGAUCAGUGGACGACAUUGACCUGUUCAUUGGUGGCACCUCGGAGAAGGCAAUGCCUGGCGCCGUUGUCGGUCCGACCUUUGCCUGCAUCAUCGGUGAGCAGUUUAAGCGCAUCAAGGAGGGAGACCGCUUCUGGUAUGAGAACGGCGGACAAACGGGCUCAUUCACGCCCCGACAAUUGGCGGAGAUUAAGAAAAGCAGCAUGGCAAGAGUUUUCUGUGAUAACAGCGCUAUUGGAGAAAUGCAACCAAAUGCUUUUCUUGUGGCAGGGCAGUACAAUCCAAAACUAAACUGCGAAGGCUACGAUAUUCCUCGUGUCAGUUUGAAACCAUGGGCAAACUACCGAUAG